Molecule: messenger RNA, 2721 nt
Organism: Limanda limanda (common dab)
Lineage: Eukaryota; Metazoa; Chordata; Actinopteri; Pleuronectiformes; Pleuronectidae
Product: NLR family CARD domain-containing protein 3-like
Exons: 6
Coding region: 1111-2721 (536 amino acids)
Source: RefSeq, a predicted model, not a curated record
GUCAUGUGAUUUCCUGUAACUGCAGAGCGGAAGUGAAAGUGUUCAGACUCGUUCUAACUACAAGGAGCAGACGGAGGAGACGUGAAGUCUGAGGCUGCAGUGGUCACCAACCAGUGGAGAGUCUUCACUGUGGAUCCCAGUAAAGCUCUGGACUCACUGGCUGAGGUAUAAACAUUGAAACUGGUGAGAAAGAUCAUUUCACUGAGUUCUGCUGUAAACUGAGUUCAGAACCAGAAGGAAAUAGACCAGACCUUGAAUAUCUAGAAGAGCAGCGCUGUCUGAACCACAACUGAGCCGCAGUCGGCCCGGUGCAACAUGGGGGCGGACAAUUCAAAGCAAGUUGGACCCUCACACACAAAAGGUCAGGACCAGAGACUGAGAGCAGAGUCUCCAGGGUCCAGCUGUCUGUCUCUGAAGAGUGACUGGUCCAAACAUCUUUCUAUUAACUUCAGUAAUGAACCUGGACCCUCACACACAGAGGAGAGGAAGAGGAGUCAUGUUCCUGAGGAGGAGCAGUCGUCCUGCUGUGCUUCGUGUCAGGACGUCCUGAAGGAUCCAGUCUCCACCAGCUGUGGACACUGGUUCUGCAGACAGUGCAUCACCUCAUACUGGGACCAGUCUGGUUCUUCAGGAGACUCCUCCUGUCCCCAGUGUGGACAAAGAUCCAGAACAGGAGCUGGAGCUCAGCCAGCCGGUCAGAGCAGCACUGUACAUGUGUCUGCUGAUGUCUUCACUUCUGACAUCAGCACAUGUGGUUUUAUUUUGUUCCUUCAUACAGCAUCAAAAUUUAACAUCGUUAUAAAAGCACAAAGUUAACAAGCUUUUAUUUUCUGUAGUUUUUCUGUAUCUGAUGAAAACAAUCAGCAGAUUCUCAGAUUCUCUGUCUCUGACAAUGUUUCUUGUCUUUCAGCAGAUCGUGGUCUGCAGGAGGUUUCAGAUGAACAUAAGCUCAGUCUGAGGAGCAGAUGUGAACAUGUGACUGAAGGCAGUGAUGAAACAGGAAGUAGAACCCUCCUCAACAGGAUCUACACUGAGCUCUACAUCACAGAGGGACAGAGUGAAGAGGUUAAUACUCAACAUGAGGUGAGGCAGCUUGAGACGGCUUCCAAGAUGAAGAUCCUCCACGACACUCCCAUCAGGUGCCACGACAUCUUUAAAGCCUCCACUGACCAGCAGAGACGCAUCAGAGUCGUCCUGACCAACGGCGUCGCUGGCGUUGGAAAAACCUUCUCGGUGCAGAAGUUCACUCUGGACUGGGCAGAGGGUUUAGAGAACCAGGAUGUGGGUCUCCUGACUGUGCUUUCGUUCAGGGAGCUGAACCUGGUGAAGGACCAGCAGCACAGUCUCCUCACGCUGCUCCGUGUUUUCCAUCCAGCGUUACAGAAGCUCACGGCAGAGACGCUCGCUGUCUGUAAACCUUUGUUCAUCUUUGACGGCCUGGAUGAAAGCAGACCUUCUCUGGACUUCAACCACAGGGAGCUUGUGUCUGAGGUCACACAGAGGUCAUCAGUCAACGUGCUGCUGACAAACCUCAUCCGGGGGAAUCUGCUUCCCUCGGCUCUCGUCUGGAUAACCUCCAGACCUGCGGCGGCCAAUCAGAUCCCUCCUGCAUGUGUUGACAGGGUCACAGAAGUACGAGGCUUCACUGAGGCCCAGAAGGAGGAGUACUUCAGGAGGAGAUUCAGUGAUGAAGAGCUGUGCAGCAGAAUCAUCUCACACAUCAAGACAUCCAGGAGCCUCCACAUCAUGUGUCAAAUCCCAGUCUUCUGCUGGAUCAGUGCUACAGUUCUGGAGCACAUGUUGACCACAGACCAGAGAGGAGAGCUGCCCAAGACCCUGACUGACCUGUACUCACACUUCCUGCUGGUUCAGACAAAGAGGAAGAACAACAAGUACGGUAAGAAGAGGGCUGACAGGGACGUUCUCCUGAAGCUGGGGAGGCUGGCACUUAACCAUCUGGAGGAAGGAAACAUCAUGUUCUACCAAGAAGACCUGGAGCGGUGCGGUCUUAAUGUCACAGAGGCCUCGGUGUACUCAGGAGUUUGUACUGAGAUCUUCAGAAGAGAGUGUGUGAUCUUCCAGAAAUCAGUCUACUGCUUUGUUCAUCUGAGUGUUCAGGAGUUUCUGGCUGCAGUCUACAUGUUCCACUGUUACACCGAGAGGAACACAGAGGAACUCAAAAACUUCUUGGGAACAGAUGAGGACACAGACAGUACCUUCUCCCUGGAUGACCUCCUGAAGAGAACCAUGGAGAAAUCCCUCUGGAGUACAAAUGGUCAUCUGGACCUGUUUGUUCGCUUCCUUCACGGCCUCAGUCUGGAGUCCAACCAGAGGGUCUUAGGAGGCCUGCUGGGUCGGACAGAGAACAAUCCAGAGAUCAUCCAGAGAGUCUUAGGAGGCCUGCUGGGUCGGACAGAGAACAAUCCAGAGAUCAUCCAGAGAAUCAUCAACAACCUGAAGCAGAUGCAGAGUGAUGACAUUUCUCCUGACAGAAGCAUCAACAUCUUCCACUGUCUGACUGAGAUGAACGACCACUCAGUUCAUCAGCAGAUGAAACAGUUCCUGACGUCAGAGAACAGAUCAGAGGAGGAACUCUCUGAGAUCCACUGCUCAGCUCUGGCCUACAUGCUGCAGAUGUCAGAGGAGGUUCUGGAUGAGUUGGACCUGGAGAAGUUCACCACAACAUACCAGGGUCGACAGAGACUGAUCCCAGCUGAGUGA